Amblyraja radiata (thorny skate) is the source of this 6205-nucleotide messenger RNA. Its product is annotated as myelin transcription factor 1-like protein. The transcript has 24 exons. The record is from RefSeq and is a predicted model, not a curated record. Gene Ontology annotation, molecular function: zinc ion binding; DNA-binding transcription factor activity, RNA polymerase II-specific; RNA polymerase II cis-regulatory region sequence-specific DNA binding. Lineage: Eukaryota; Metazoa; Chordata; Chondrichthyes; Rajiformes; Rajidae. Gene Ontology annotation, cellular component: nucleus. The coding region runs from base 311 to 3958 and encodes 1215 amino acids. Gene Ontology annotation, biological process: regulation of transcription by RNA polymerase II.
CGAAGCUAAGACUGAGGAAGCAGGAGAAGGUUCACAGCAGCUGCAGCAGCCAGCAAACAAAAAUGAGAGAAAACCUGAGGCCAGUUCUGUUCCAGUGGAGAAAGGAAACAUUCUUCCCCCUAGAAUCCGCAAAUAUUGUGACAUUAGCAGCCAGUCUUGGGAGUUGCCUGUUCUCCGAUUUGUAUGGUAGACAGAAAAUGAACUCAGAAGAACGCUGGUGAAUCGGCAUUUGUGGACUCACAGCUGUUGUGACAGGCUCAGAAAGGCAAAGUGUGGACCAAAGAAAUAUCACACCAUUAAGCAACUUCAGAUGGAGGCGGAUGCAGACCAGAAGCGUCACCGCACACGUUCUAAAGGUAUCCGAGUCCCCAUAGAACCUGUAAUCCAAGAACUGUUCAGUUGUCCAACUCCUGGCUGUGAUGGCACAGGCCAUGUUAGUGGGAAAUACGCAAGGCACCGAAGUGUUUAUGGAUGUCCAUUGGCAAAGAAACGUAAAAUACAAGACAAGCAACCAAGUGAACCAAUUCCCAAGAAAAAGACAUUUCUGCUGAGAGCGGAUAACUCUUCUGUGGAUGAGUGCUAUGAGACUGAUGGUACUGAGGAGCUGGAUGAGAAAGAUGAGGAAUACUCUGAUGAGAACGACGAUCAGGAGGAAGAUGAAGAGGAGGACGUGGAAGCGGAAGAUGAGGAUGAAUUAGAAGAGGAAGACGAGGAGGAUGAGGAGUAUGAAGAUCAGAGUAAUGAACAAGAAGACCUUCAAGAAGAAUCUGAUAUUAUCAGGAGAAGCCAGGACAACGAGAAAGAUGAUAACAACAAUGAUGAAUAUGACAAUUAUGAUGAGCUUGUUGCAAAAUCAUUAUUAAAUCUGGGCAAAAUAGCUGAAGAUGCAGCAUUUCGGGCAAUGACGGAGUCUGAAAUGAGCGACAGCACAGCGCGUGGCCUGGAGGAUGAUAGUGACACUAACGGGGGCAGGGUUAGAAAAAACAAUAAAAGUGACUCCUGCCAGUUGAGUUUAGAUGUUGACAGUGACGUUGUUAGGGAAACAGUGGACUCACUUAAACUACUGGCACAAGGACAUGGUGUGGUCCUUUCAGACAAUGCAAGUGUGAGGGGUCGUAUAGAUGGUUUAAUACAGAAUGAAAUUAGAAAUGCGAACUUUGGAUUGUGCAAGUCCACCGGUGAUGGUUUGGAAAAGGCCGUUGAUGAAAGCGACGAGGCUGUUUGCCUGAGCAGUCUUGAGUGCCUACGGAACCAAUGCUUUGACUUGGCCAGGAAGCUAAGUGAGAGUCAGCAUGAGGAAAGAAACCAGCAGCAUCAUUUUAGUGACUGUCAACAGAACAGACCUGACGACGACAUCACGAGACGGAUGUCAGAUCGGAACUAUUCAGACAUGGUCAACCUGAUGAAGCUUGAGGAGCAGCUCAGUCCCCGCUCCAGGGGUUUCUCUUCUGGCGUUAAGGAAGAGGAGUCACAUGACAGAGAUGAUGACACUGGCUCAAUCAAAUCCGACAGGUCUGAGGAGGUGUUUGACAUGACCAAGGGAAAUUUGACUCUGUUAGAAAAGGCCAUUGCACUGGAAACAGAGAGGGCUAAGGCAAUGAGAGAAAAAAUGGCCAUGGAGGCUGCAAAGAGAGACGCUUCAGAGCAAAUUCCAAGGCAUCAUGUCGGAGAUGAGAAGAAGUCUAGAUCCUCUGAUGGUCAUGUAAAAAAGCCAUACUACCCUAAAGAUUCAUCGCGGCAUGAAAAGAAAGAAAGCAAGUGCCCCACGCCAGGAUGUGAUGGAACUGGACACGUCACAGGCCUUUAUCCUCACCAUCGCAGUCUGUCAGGCUGUCCACACAAAGACAGGGUUCCUCCAGAAAUUCUUGCCAUGCAUGAAAAUGUGCUUAAGUGUCCUACACACGGCUGCACUGGGCGAGGCCAUGUAAAUAGCAACAGGAAUUCUCAUAGAAGUCUCUCUGGAUGUCCCAUAGCUGCUGCAGAGAAGCUGGCCAAAGCUCAAGAAAAGCAUCAUAGCAGUGAGGCAACAAAAUCAAACCAGGGUUCAGAUCGUGUAUUAAGGCCUAUGUGUUUUGUUAAGCAGCUGGAGAUUCCACAAUAUGGCUACAGGCACAAUGUGUCCACCACCACACCUCGAUCUAACCUGGCAAAAGAGCUGGAGAAAUAUUCUAAGACUACAUUUGAAUAUAACAACUAUGACAACCAAUUUUUUGGAAAGCGCGCUAUUGCUCCCAAAGUUCAGACCAGGGAUGCAUCACCCAAAGGGUAUGACGCCAGACAUGAGGACCGGGGAACUUGGGGCAAUCAAUGGAAGUGUCUUGAGGGCAGUCGGUAUUGCAGUCGAGGAGGAGCUGAAGGUCCUAACGCGUAUGAAGCAAAGCGAUUUUGUAAGAACUCCAGUUCGGCCAGCAGCACGACAAGCAGCUAUGCUCCCAGCAGCAGCAGCAGCAGCAUCAGCUGUGGCGGAGGCAGCAGUGCCAGCAGCACCUCGAGCAAGAGCAGCUUUGACUACACACACGAUAUGGAGGCAGCACACAUGGCAGCCACCGCCAUACUCAACCUGUCCACUAGGUGCCGAGAGAUGCCACAGAAUCUCUCGACCAAGCCUCAGGAUCUAUGCGCCAGGAAUCCUGAGAUCGAGGUGGAUGAGAAUGGAACCCUAGAUCUGAGCAUGAACAAACAGAGGCACAGGGAUGGCAGCUGUGGCAGCAGUAGCAGCACUGGCCUGCUGACUCCAUUAGAGCCAAUGUCCCCACAGCGACAGAACAUGAUGGUCAACAAGUGCUAUGCAAUGAACGAGAGUGAUUGCUGGGACUUCCCGGUAGACUACACCAAAAUGAAACCUGGGACAAUGGAUGAGGACGACCCCAAAGAGCCAGAUGAUAUGGAUCCAUUUCAAGAAUGCCUGGAAGAACGGAGGUAUCCUGGAGAGGUCACAAUACCAAGUCCUAAACCUAAAUAUGGACAAUGCAAGGACAUCAGCAAAAAAGAUCUCAUAACUCUAUCCGGCUGUCCUUUGGCAGAUAAAAGUAUCCGGAGUAUGAUGGCCACCAGCUCACAAGAACUCAAGUGUCCAACCCCUGGAUGUGAUGGUUCUGGGCAUAUAACUGGAAACUAUGCUUCUCAUAGGAGUCUUUCAGGCUGUCCACGAGCAAAGAAAAGUGGAAUCAAAAUUGCUCAGAGCAAAGAUGACAGAGAGGAUCAGGAGCCGAUCAAAUGUCCAGUUCCGGGAUGUGAUGGCCAAGGACAUGUAACUGGCAAGUAUGCAUCUCAUCGCAGCGCGUCAGGGUGCCCCUUGGCUGCCAAGAGGCAAAAGGACGGCUACCUCAAUGGUUCACAAUUCUCGUGGAAGUCUGGAAAAACAGAAGGCAUGUCCUGUCCAACUCCAGGAUGUGACGGAUCGGGACAUGUAAGUGGCAGCUUCCUUACCCAUCGCAGCUUGUCAGGAUGUCCAAGAGCUACUUCGGCCAUGAAGAAGGCAAGGUUGUCAGGAGAGGAAAUGUUGACGAUAAAGCAACGAGCCAGUAACGGGAUAGAGAAUGAUGAAGAAAUCAAACAGUUGGAUGAAGAAAUUAAGGAAUUAAAUGAAUCUAAUUCCCAGGUGGAAGCAGAUAUGAUCAAGCUUAGAACCCAGGUCCCCCACACCAUGCAUCAAUCCCUGGCUGAGAGGGGGAUAACAACAAUGGAGAACAACCUAAAGACGAUAGAAGACGAAAAUAAAGUAAUUGAACAACAGAAUGAGUCCCUUCUGCAUGAGCUGGCCAAUCUAAGUCAGUCUCUAAUCCAUAGCUUGGCCAACAUCCAACUGCCACACAUGGAUCCAAUAAAUGAACAGAAUUUUGACGCCUACGUGACGACUUUAACAGACAUGUAUACAAAUCAAGAUCGCUAUCAGAGCCCAGAAAACAAGGCCCUGCUGGAAAACAUAAAGCAAGCUGUGAAAGGAAUACAGGUCUAAGGACCAUUUUCUGGUUUUUAAGAAAGAUCUUGCUUGGAUGCCUCACGUUUUUGCUGCUCUAAUUUACCAGACAGUGUUGAAUAAGGAAACUUUAUUUCUGUUACAAAGGUGUUAUGCGUAGGAGACUUCAUAAUAAUUUUAUGUCCUGCUUUGAAAAUAGUAAUUGCAUUUAAUAUAUAGUUUUUAAAAACAUUCACAUUUUGUACGUUUUCAUAUGAGAUGACAUAGUGUAAUAUGCCAUGUAAUGUUUAUAGCUGCCAAUGUAUGCACUUUUUUUGAGUGUAUACACUUGAAUGGUUGACGGAACAAAAAUUGAAUAGGAUGUGAAUUAUUUCAAAUGCUUUACAAAAGGGGAAGAAUUUAGUAUUACAAAUUGAAUUUGACAGACAACAGAAAGCUUGGGAGCAUGUGAGCUAUGAUCUAUGUAUCGCUAUCACUUGGAUACCCUGAUUUUCUGUCUCAUAUGGGAGACUGUGUUUUACAGAAUUGAAAAAAUAAAAUAAUUUAUGUGCAUAUUGUUUAAUAGACAAGGAUUGGUAGCGAAAAUGCUCUAGUUUUGAACAACGCUUUAAAAAUAUUAUGUGCUUUAGUUUUAAAUGGAUUACAAUUAGGUGGGGACAUUCAAAUGAAAUUAUUGCUUUGGGAUUUUAGAACAGUGAAUGAAAUAAUGAGUAGCUUUAAGGUUGUUUUAGUUUAGGUUUGCCAAAUAGCCCUGUGUCCUCACUAACCUGUUCAAAUUACUUCUAUUCAAAUAAAAGAGCAGUGGGAUUUGUGGUAAAGACAAAGUAGCCCAGUGAGGGCCCAGGGCUAAACUCCGAGACAAGGUAACUUGACAGAAGGAUUACUUACACCCUGCACUGAUUGGUGUUGUGACUAAAUCGGCCUUCCCGGCUAUGAUGCUUAGAGCAAUGCACUUCAAUGAACAUAGGACGACCGCUGAAUGCCACAGCACACUUUCUGUGAAGUUAAUUUGUCUUGUAGUUUACAGUACAUGCGUAUCUAUCUGUACUAUGGGUCUCUGUAGAAGGAAGUAUGGGUUUUAUACCUUAUUAAUAAUUUCAUCUGACUGGACAUUACAGGGUCGCUGUCCCUCGAAACCUGCCAGAUCUAUUUUGCACUUACCUUGUCCUAUAUCUACAGAGUAAUAAGGUGUGCAAUUGCUGAUAUUAUCAGUCAUAUGACAAAAGUCGCAUGAGUCUGAACAAAUGAAACACAGAAGCCCUUGUGGCCACUGUUGUGGUGAUAGCCGUAGUGGAAGCUAUUGGGCACAAUAAGGUCAUGACAGGAAAUGUGAUACAAUAUUCAAUGUGAAACAUAAUCCCAGCAGCACUUUAUUCAUAGUCGUUGUGCAAAACUUACAAAGUUUUCCCAAUGGACAAAUUCUCAACUAGCUGGGAAAAGAUUCUGUAAUUACUCUGGGUCCAUGUGGCUUUGAGCCUGCAUGGUGCCCACUUUCUGUUGUGCUAUUAGUUGUAGCUGCCAUGUUCAGAAUUGCCUUUUUGAGAGCUAAAGCAAGGUGCUUGUCUUUCACCUUAUGCCAUAUAUAUAAACAUAUAUACUUGCCCUAGCCUCUUUUAGGGCUUUGUUCUUCAUUGACUGCAUAUGCCUUUUUUUCCACUGCAUUGUGUCUGCAGCUUCUAUGCCAAUAUAGUAAUGCUUUUAAUAGAGUAAGAGCUAGUUUGACUUUUGGAUUAUUACUGUUCUCACCUAUGUAAAUGGAAAAGGGAUUUUAAGCACAAAUCUGCUGCUCAUCUAAUGUUGGUACAUAAUAUCGAAUCAAAACGUACCCGUGACUCCAACAUAGUGAACACAGACGUGUCACAUAUUAGAAUGCUAACAUUUCAUAAGGAUUAUUGCAGAUUCGUCAGAGUUUAUUUAUAAUAACUUAUUGUUCAUAUUCAUUUCUAAGUUAAUUUAAGUGAUAUUCAUUUAUUAAGACAGGAUUUUGUAUAAACUAUUUAUUGUGCUCUCUGUGGAACUGAAGUUUGAUUUAUUUUUGUACAACACAGCAUGGAUUUGUUGACAUUUUAAUUUUGCUAUAAAUGUGUGAAAUCACAAGUUGCUGUGAUGAUUCAUUUUUAAAUUGUGAACUUUGUACAAUUUUGUCAUGCUGGAUGUUGACACAUCUUACUAUAAAUAAAAUCGUGUUGCCACAUUUGUACCACAGUGGUUCUCUGAUCAGUGUUAACAUUUUAACUUUAUUGUAUGUACUGGCAGCUGUGGCAAAUAAAUAUUCAGCUAAUAUAA